Messenger RNA from Acomys russatus (golden spiny mouse), 11622 nucleotides. RefSeq names its product cubilin (gene Cubn). The record is from RefSeq and is a predicted model, not a curated record. Gene Ontology annotation, molecular function: calcium ion binding. Lineage: Eukaryota; Metazoa; Chordata; Mammalia; Rodentia; Muridae. The coding region runs from base 356 to 11224 and encodes 3622 amino acids. The transcript has 67 exons.
AAAUUCUCCAGCACCAUUUACCAAAAGCUGAAUGCCUCCAAAGCACGGAUUCUUUCCGCGGAUGUUUCCAAAGCUGCUGGUUACCGUUUCAAAGGUUAAACAAAUAAUGAUUAAGUUGCGCAUCACUUAAGGUAGAUUUUGACCCCUUACAAGUUGAACAGUACUGAAGAUCUAAGAUCAUUGACAGUCUUCAGGAAGGGAAAAAUACUUAAGCCUUCUUGGAAGGAUUGGAAAGUUAAAGAAUAUACUGCUGGUCAAAGUACAGCCGCCCGGUUUGCUGCUCUCAAAUUCCCCCGCCUUAGUUGGUUCCAGUGGUCUCCCUCUUGCCUGACAAGCUGGGAGGCUGCUGAGGAACAUGCCCUCAUAUUUUCUCUGGGGUUUUGUUACUUUCUUGGUGAUAGCCGGAUUAGAUGGCGAAGUUGGACCUCUUGAGCAGAAGCCACAGAAAAGGAUCGCUGAUCUCCACCAGCCUCGGAUGACUUCGGAGGGUGGAAACUUAGUGUUUCUUACGAGCGCUGCCCAAAACAUCGAAUUUAGAACUGGAUCCCUGGGGAAAGUCAAAUUAAAUAACGAAGACCUUGGCGAAUGUUUACACCAGAUCCAGAGAAACAAAGAUGAUAUUAUAGAUUUAAAAAAGAAUACAACUGGCCUUCCUCAAAAUAUACUUAGUCAAGUCCAGCAGCUUAACUCCAAGCUCCUGGAUCUUGAAAGAAAUGUUCAAAGUUUACAGCAGAAUGUGGAGAGAAAAGUUUGCAGUAGCAAUCCCUGCCGCAACGGUGGCACCUGCGUCAAUCUGCACAACUCUUUCUUCUGUAUCUGCCCUGUGCAGUGGGAGGGUCUUUUCUGCUCAGACGAUGUUAAUGAGUGUGCGGUUUACUCAGGAACGCCCUUUGGCUGCCAGAGUGGAUCCACCUGUGUGAAUACACUGGGGAGUUUCAGAUGUGACUGCACGCCUGAUACGUAUGGACCUCAGUGUGCAUCUAAAUUUAACGACUGUGAACAGGGCUCUCAGCAGCUCUGUAAGCAUGGCAUCUGUGAGGACUUAGUGCGAGUACAACAUGGACAGCCAAAUUUUAACUGUAUCUGUGAUGCUGGGUGGACAACAACGCCAAAUGGCAGUUCCUGCACAGAGGACAAAAAUGAAUGCACCCUCCAGCCUUCUCCUUGUUCAGACCUUGUGCAGUGUUUCAACACGCAAGGCUCCUUCUACUGUGGGGCCUGCCCAACAGGCUGGCAAGGAAAUGGUUAUGAAUGCCAUGACAUCAAUGAAUGUGAUGUAAACAAUGGUGGCUGCUCCAUGGCUCCACUUGUCCCCUGUCAGAACACGCCUGGAUCUUUUGCUUGUGGGAACUGUCCACCAGGUUUCAGUGGUGAUGGGAGAGUGUGCAAUCCCUUGGACAUCUGCUCAAUCAAUAAUGGAGGCUGCUACCCAGAUGCGACCUGCACCUCAUCCCCUGGUCUAGGGUCUUUCUUGCCUCUCUGCACCUGCCCCCAUGGAUAUACAGGAAAUGGUUAUGGGCCUAAUGGAUGUGUGCAACUCAGUAAUAUUUGCUCAAGUCACCCGUGUGUAAAUGGACACUGCAUAGAAACAGUAUCUAGUUAUUUCUGUAAGUGUGAUUCCGGCUGGACUGGACCUACCUGCACAGAAAACAUUAAUGAGUGUCUGAGCAGCCCCUGUUUGAAUGGGGGCACCUGCAUUGAUGGAAUCAAUGGCUUCACUUGCGACUGUCCGAGCUCCUGGACUGGGUAUUACUGUCAGACCCCCCAGAGAGCUUGUGGAGGGCUCCUCUCAGGGACCCAAGGAAGUUUUGCUUACCGGAGCCCCAAUGAUACUUAUGUUCAUGAUGUUAACUGUUUCUGGGUUGUCAGAACUGAUGAGGAAAAGGUUCUACAUAUCACUUUCACGUUUUUUGACUUGGAAUCUGCAAGUAAUUGUCCCCGAGAGUUUCUUCAGAUUCACGAUGGAGAUACCUCAGCAGCUUUCCCACUGGGGAGAUACUGCGGCUCCAGUCUCCCACAGGCACUCCACAGCAGUGGCAACGCUCUCUACUUUCAUCUCUACUCUGAAUACAUAAAACGUGGGAGAGGCUUUACAGCAAGGUGGGAGGCACAGAAGCCAGAAUGUGGUGGCGUACUGACUGGUAGUUACGGUUCUAUUACAUCUCCGGGGUACCCUGGAAACUACCCUCCAGGAAGAGAUUGUGUCUGGCACAUUCUAGCCAGUCCUGGCUCCUUGAUAACAUUUACCUUUGGAACCUUGAGCCUGGAGAGCCACAGUGACUGCAGUAAAGAUUAUUUGGAGAUUCGGGAUGGCCCUUUCCAUCAAGACCCCAUUCUCGGGAGAUUCUGCACUUCUCUGUCUACUCCACCACUCCAGACUACGGGUCCAGCUGCCAGAAUUCAUUUCCAUUCUGACACUGAGAUUAGUGACAAAGGCUUCCACAUCACCUACCUAACCACACAGUCGGAUCUGCACUGUGGCGGGAACUACUCAGACACAGAGGGUGAGCUCCUCCUUCCUCCCUUGUUGGGACCUUUCAGUCACGACAGACAGUGUGUCUAUCUCAUCACACAGCCCAAAGGAGAGCAAAUAGUCAUCAACUUCACCCACGUGGAACUGGAGAGCCAGACAGGCUGUUCGCACACGUACAUUGAGGUUGGAGACCAUAACAGCUUACUUCGAAAGAUCUGUGCCAACGGAACCCAGUUUCCCAUCACAUCAACUUCUAACAAUGUCUGGAUCAGAUUGAGACUAGACCCUUCAGUCCAGAAAGCUAGUUUCAGAGCUCACUAUCAAGUUGCUUGUGGGGGUGAAUUAAGAGGAGAAGGAAUUAUUCGCUCACCUUUUUAUCCUAAUGCAUAUCCUGGACAAAGAACCUGUAGAUGGACCAUCUCCCAAUCCCAAAGACAAGUUGUCCUUCUCAACUUCACUGACUUUCAGAUUGGAAGUUCUGCUUCCUGUGAUACAGAUUACAUUGAGAUUGGUGCCAGUUCUGUCUUGGGAUCUCCUGGAAAUGAGAAGUUCUGUGGCACAAACAUCCCAUCAUUUAUAACAUCUGUGUAUAAUGUUCUCUAUGUCACAUUUGUGAAAAGUUUUUCUAUGGAAAAUCGUGGCUUCACAGCUAAAUUCAGUGCUGAGAAUUUAGUGUGUGGGGAAGUUCUCACAGCACCAACAGGAAGCAUUGAAAGUCCUGGCCAUCCAAAUAUCUACCCAAGUGGUGUAAAUUGUACUUGGCAUGUAGUAGUCCAGCGUGGCCAACUGAUACGUUUGGAGUUUGAUUCAUUUUCUCUGGAGUUUCAUUACAACUGCACAAAUGACUACCUGGAAAUUUAUGACACUGUUGCUCAGAUAUCUCUUGGGAGAUAUUGUGGAAAGUCCAUCCCGCCUUCUCUUACCAGCAGUUCCCACUCAAUAAAGCUGGUGUUUGUGUCGGACUCUGCUCUUGCCCACGAAGGCUUUUCUAUCAAGUACAAAGCAAUCGAUGCAUCAGCAGUGUGCUUAGAAGACUAUACAGAUAAUUUUGGGAGGCUCACAUCCCCUAACUUCCCCAAUAAUUACCCCCAUAACUGGGACUGCAUCUACAGGAUCACGGUGGGGCUCAACCAGCAGAUUGCAUUGCAUUUCACAGACUUCACCUUGGAGGACUACUUUGGGCCAAAGUGUGUAGAUUUUGUGGAAAUCAGAGAUGGAGGCUACGAAACUUCACCACUCCUCGGACAAUACUGUGGCUCAGUUUUACCUCCCAUAAUCAUCUCUCACAGCAACAAGCUAUGGCUAAGGUUUAAGAGUGACACCGCGAUCACAGCGAAGGGUUUCUCGGUUUACUGGGAUGGAUCAGCAACAGGCUGUGGAGGCAACCUCACCACCCCCUCAGGAGUGUUCACAUCCCCCAACUACCCGAUGCCCUACUACCAUAGCUCUGAAUGCUACUGGCGGCUGCAAGCCAGCCAAGGCAGCCCGUUCCAGCUGGAAUUCCAAGACUUCCACCUGGAGCAUCACCCCAGCUGUGCUCUCGAUUACUUGGCCGUGUAUGACGGCCCAAGUACCAGCUCCCAUCUGGUAAAUAAACUCUGUGGGGAUACCGUACCAGCUCCCAUUCGUUCCAGUGCAGACAGCAUGCUGUUAAAACUGAGGACAGAUGAAGGUCAGCAAGGACGUGGCUUUGAGAUCACCUACAGGCAGACAUGUGACAAUGUAGUAAUAGUCAAUAGAAGCUCUGGCAUCUUGGAGAGCAUAAAUUUUCCAAAGCCCUAUGACACUAACCAGCGUUGUAACUGGACCAUCCAAGCAACGAGAGGCAACACUGUGAACUACACGUUUCUGGAAUUUGAUGUGGAAGAUUACAGGAACUGCUCCACAGAUUAUUUAGAGCUCUAUGAUGGACCACAGUGGAUUGGACGAUUCUGUGGCACAAAUCUCCCCCCACAAGGGGCUACUACAGGCUCCAAGCUUCAUGUACUGUUCCAUACAGAUGGGGUUAAUUUACUGCAGAAAGGAUUUAGGAUGCAGUGGCUCAUUCAUGGCUGUGGUGGGGAGAUGUCUGGAGCCAUGGGCUCCUUCAGCAGUCCUGGGUACCCUAACAACUAUCCUCACAACAAGGAGUGUAUCUGGAAGAUCCGUGCGGCCCCAGGGAAUAGCAUUACCCUCACCAUCCAUGACUUUGAUGUGGAAUAUCAUUCUGACUGCCGUUAUGACACCCUGGAGAUCUACACUGGUCUUGACUUUCACUCUCCAAGAAUAGCUCAGUUGUGUUCCCGAUCACCAUCAGCGAACCCCAGGCAAAUCUCCAGCACUGGAAAUGAACUAGCAGUUCGCUUUAACACGGACAUUUCUGUAAAUGGGAGAGGUUUCAAUGCCUCAUGGCAAGCAGUCCCCGGAGGUUGUGGUGGGGUUCUCCAGGCUCCCAGAGGAGAGAUUCAUUCUCCAAAUUACCCACACAGCUACAGAGAUAACACUGAGUGCUCUUGGGUCAUCCAAGUUGAAAAACACUACCGUGUUCUCUUGAACAUCACGGACUUUGACCUUGAAGCCACAGAUUCUUGUCUUACGACAUAUGAUGGCUCAAGCUCCGCAAACACCCGUGUCGCCAGUGUGUGUGGAAGACAGCAGCCACCUAACUCCAUCAUUUCUUCAGAAAACACCCUCUUUGUGAGAUUCCAGUCUGGAUCUUCCAGACAGAGCAGGGGCUUCAGAGCUCAAUUCAGGCAAGAGUGCGGAGGACACAUCAUCACUGAUUCUUCUGGUACUGUCUCCUCUCCAUUGUUCCCUGAGAAAUAUCCAAACAAUCAAAACUGUACCUGGAUACUUGAAGCUCAACCUCCAUUUAAUCAUAUUACUCUCUCCUUUACCCACUUUCAACUUCCAAGGAGCACAAAUUGUGCACUGGACUUUGUAGAAGUUUUGGAUGGCAAGGACUAUGAUGCACCUGUCCAAGGCCGUUACUGUGGUACCUCCAUGCCUUAUCCCAUCAGAUCAUUUGGCAGUGCCCUGACACUGAGGUUUGUCUCCGAUUCCUUGGGCAGUUUAGAGGGUUUUCGCGCCAUCUUUUCCGCAUCAGCAUCGGCAUGUGGUGGAACCUUCCACAUGGCUGAUGGCAUCUUCAACAGCCCUGGCUACCCAGAUGACUACCAACCUAAUAUGGAAUGUGUCUGGAACAUUGUCAGCUCCCCUGGCAACCAGCUGCAGCUGUCCUUUCUAUCCUUCCAUUUGGAGAACUCACUAAACUGUAACAAGGAUUCUGUGGAAAUCCGAGAAGGCAAUGCCACGGGCCACUUAGUGGGACGAUACUGUGGAAACUCCCUUCCUGCCAAUUAUUCAUCUAUCAAGGGGCAUAUUCUGUGGAUCAAGUUUGUCUCUGAUGGAUCAGGCAGUGGCAUGGGCUUCCAGGCCAGGUUCAAUAAUAUAUUUGGCAAUGAUAAUAUUGUGGGAACUCAUGGGAAAAUCGCAUCUCCUUUGUGGCCUGGACAUUACCCCCAUAACUCCAAUUAUAGAUGGACAGUAAAUGUGAAUGCAUCUCAGGUUAUCCAUGGCAGAAUCUUGGAGAUGGGCAUAGAAUGGACAUCAAACUGCUAUUACGACAAAUUAAAGAUUUAUGAUGGAUUUGACACUCACUCCCACCUGAUUGGCACUUACUGUGGUACCCAGCUGGAAUCCUUUAGCUCCAGUAGAAACUCUCUGACAUUCGAAUUUACUUCUGAUAUUUCCAUCUCAGGGAAGGGAUUCCUUCUGGAGUGGUUUGCAGUAGAUGUUUCUAAUAGAAUUGUUCCUACCAUUGCUACAGGUGCUUGUGGAGGGUAUGUGAUGACAGGAGACACCCCAGUCUUCUUUUUCUCCCCGGGCUGGCCUGGAAGCUAUGAUAACUAUGCUAACUGUAUAUGGAUCAUUCAUGCUCCUGGUUCUACUGUGGAACUGAACAUUCUCUCCAUGGACAUCAAAUCGCCGCCAUCAUGUGCCUUUGACAAGCUGGUGAUAAGAGAUGGAGCCAGUAACUUAGACCAGCAGCUGGCCGUCCUGUGUGGCAGAGAUAUUCCUGGGCCCAUCCGGUCAACGGGAGAGUUCAUGUACAUCCACUUCACCUCAGACUUCAGCUUCAUUAGAGGAGGCUUCAACGCCUCGGUUCACAAGAGCUGUGGUGGAUAUUUGCAUGCAGACAGAGGGAUUAUCACAUCUCCCAAGUACCCAGAUACCUACCUUCCCAAUCUCAACUGUUCCUGGCACGUUCUGGUCCAGAGUGGUCUGACCAUCGCUGUCCAUUUUGAGCAGCCUUUCCAGAUUCAGAACACAGACUCUUCUUGCAGCCAGGGGGAUUACUUAGUGCUAAGAAAUGGACCAGAUAACCAUUCUCCACCCUUGGGACCUUCUGGAGGAAAUGGCCGUUUCUGUGGAAUUUAUACUCCAUCAACUCUGUUCACCUCAGACAAUGAAAUGUUUGUUCAGUUCAUUUCUGAUAAUAGCAAUGGUGGACAAGGAUUUAAGAUUAGAUAUGAGGCAAAGGGUUUAGCCUGUGGGGGCAAUAUCUACAUCCAUGGUGCUGACUCGGAUGGAUAUGUGACCUCCCCCAACUACCCUGCUAACUAUCCCCAGCAUACUGAAUGCAUUUGGAUUUUAGAGGCACCCCCUGGGAGAAGUAUACAACUCCAAUUUGAAGAUCAGUUCAAUAUUGAAGAAACACCCAACUGCACUUCAAGCUAUCUUGAACUGCGCGAUGGAGCUGACUCAAGUGCGCCGGUGCUUUCCAAAUUAUGUGGGCGCUCUCUACCUCAUAGCUGGGUAUCCUCCAGAGAACUUAUGUACUUGAAGUUCCAGGCUGACGGUGGCUCCAGCUACAUAGGAUUCAAGGCCAAGUACUCUAUAGCUACAUGUGGAGGAACAGUCUCCGGGGACAGUGGAGUCAUUGAGAGCAUUGGGUACCCGACCCUUCCCUAUGCAAACAAUGUGUUUUGUCAGUGGCAUCUCCGGGGCCUCCCAGGACACUAUCUCACCAUCCGUUUCGAAGAUUUUAACCUUCAGAGUUCCCCUGGUUGUGCAAAAGACUUUGUGGAGAUCUGGGAAAAUCACACUUCUGGAAAUCUUCUGGGAAGAUACUGUGGAAACUCCAUUCCUAGAAGUAUCGACACUUCUAGCAACAUUGCUUUAGUCACUUUCGUCACAGACGGCUCUGUCACUGCCUCAGGAUUUAGGCUGCAAUUUAAGAGCAGCAGAGAAGUGUGUGGUGGGAACUUACAUGGCCCCACUGGCACAUUUACUUCUCCUGACUACCCAAGCCCAAACCCUCAUGCCAGGGCCUGUGAGUGGACCAUCACUGUGCAAGAAGGAAGGCGGAUCACCCUAACUUUUACGAGCUUGAGGCUGAGCACCUAUCAAUCCUGCGACAAUGAGCACCUCAUAGUAUUCAAUGGCAUUAGAAGUAACUCACCCCAACUGCAGAAACUGUGCAGCCAUGUGAAUGUGAGCAAUGAGUUCAAAUCUUCAGGAAAUACAAUGAAAGUCGUAUAUUUCACUGAUGGAUCCCGGCCAUAUGGAGGCUUCACUGCUUCCUACACCUCCAGUGAAGAUGCAGUGUGUGGUGGAUCUCUUCCAAGUGUCUCUGCUGGAAACUUUUCUUCUCCUGGCUAUAAUGGAAUCCGUGAUUAUGCGAAAAACCUAGACUGUGAAUGGACCCUCAGUAAUCCAAAUCGGGAAAAUUCAUCCAUUAGGAUUCAUUUUCUCAAAUUUUCCCUUGAAAAUCAUCAAGACUGUACAUUUGAUGUUCUUGAGUUUCGAAUAGGUGAUGCUGAUGGGCCACUGAUAGAGAAGUUUUGCAGUCUGUCAGCACCAGCCAUUCCCUUGGUUAUCCCCUAUCCUCAGGUGUGGAUACACUUCGUCACCAACGAGCGUGUAGAAUAUACUGGAUUCUAUAUAGAGUACUCCUUUACAGAUUGUGGUGGCAUACAGAUGGGUGAAAAUGGAGUGAUCUCAAGUCCUAACUACCCAAACCUUUACAGCAGAUGGACCCACUGUUCAUGGCUGCUGGUUGCCCCAGAAGGACACAUCAUCACUCUCACAUUUAAUGAUUUCCAUCUUGAGAAUCAUCCAACUUGCACUUCGGACUCCGUCACUGUCAGAAAUGGUGGAUCCCCUGGAUCACCCAUCAUAGGACGAUACUGUGGAUGGUCAGUCCCUGGGCCAGUACAAUCUGGUUCCAACCAGCUUGUGGUGACUUUUAGCACAAACCAACUAGGGCAAAGCCGUGGGUUUUAUGCAACCUGGAACACAAAUACUUUAGGUUGUGGUGGAACAUUCCAUUCAGAUAAUGGUACGAUCAAAUCUCCUCAUUGGCCUCAGACAUUCCCUGCAAAUAGCAGAUGCUCCUGGACAGCCAUCACUCACGAAAGCAAACACUGGGAGAUUAGCUUUGACAGCAAUUUCCGAAUCCCCAGCAGUGACAGCCAGUGUGGGAACAGCUUCCUGAAGGUUUGGGGAGGAACCUUGGAGUCCAACGAUACCCUGUUAGCCACAAGCUGUGGGGAUGUGGCUCCCAGUCCCAUUGUCACAUCAGGAAACAUAUUCACUGCUGUCUUCCAAUCUGAAGAGACGCCAGCCCAGGGCUUCUCCGCAUCCUUCCUAAGCCGAUGUGGACGAAGGUUCAGCAGCUCUAGAGGUGAGAUUGUUUCUCCAAACUUCCCAAAGCAUUAUGACAACAACAUGAACUGCUCCUACUUCAUAGAUGUCGCACCUCGCUCUCUCGUCAUCCUGACUUUUGUGUCCUUCCAUUUGGAAGAUCGCUCAGCCAUCACUGGAAACUGUGAUCAUGAUGGCUUGCACAUUAUCAAAGGCCACAACCUCUCUUCUACUCCUCUUGUGACCUUAUGUGGUUCUGAGGCAUUGCGUCCCCUCACCGUGGAUGGCCCUGUGUCACUCAACUUGUAUUCUAAUGCAUAUGCCACAGACUUUGGGUUCAAGAUUUCCUACAGAGUCACCACCUGUGGUGGAAGCUACAGUGUAUCACCUGGAGUCCUCCAGAGCCCUUCUUUCUCAACCAGCAAUUACCCAAACAAUGCCUACUGUGUCUACAGCAUCCACGUUCAAAGUAGCAGGGUGAUUCUGCUUAGUUUCACACAUUUUGAGGUGGCGCCCUCCAGCAUCUGUGCGCAUGACUAUUUGGAGGUUUUCGAUGGUCCUGGCAUUGGAUAUCAGUCUCUUGGAAAGUUCUGUGGCUCCACGAUUCCGCAAAAUGUUAAGAGCACCAAUAACAGCCUGACCCUGCUAUUCAAGACAGAUUCUUCGCAAACAGCAAAAGGCUGGCAACUGUACUUCCUGGAGACAUUAGGACCACAGCAAGGAUGUGGUGGGUACCUGACAGAUGACAACAUUACCAUUGUCUCUCCUGAUUUUGAUUCAAAUGGACAGUAUGACAGAGAUCUAAACUGCAUAUGGUACAUAAUUGCACCUCAAAACAAACUCAUUAAACUCAACUUCACUGAGUUUUCUAUGGAGGCAGCAUCACACGGAAGUUGCACCUUUGAUUAUGUUCAGAUAGCAGAUGGUGCAAACAUAAACUCAAAUUUAGGUGGAAGGUUUUGUGGUGUCCGUAUACCGGCCCCUUUUAUCUCUUCUAGCAACUUUCUUACGUUUCAAUUUGUCUCCGACCAUACUGUUGAAAGAGCAGGAUUUAAAGUAACAUAUACCUUUGUGGACAUGCCUUGUGGGGGAAUACAUAAUGCGACUUUGACACCACAAAACACUUCAUCACCUCAUUUAUCAAACAUCAGACGUCCGUUUUCCACCUGUACUUGGAUCAUUGAAGCUCCUCCACACCAGCAGAUCCAGAUAACUGUGCAAGAAUUACAGCUACCCUCACAAGACUGCUCCCAGAGCUACUUCGAACUCCAGGACUCACCACAGACGAGCGGGAUGCCAGCAACUCGGUUCUGCGGUGCAAACUUUACAACCUUGCCGGUGCUCUACUCUUCAACGAGUACUGCAGUUGUCGUUUUCAGAUCUCAUGUUUUAAACACAAACUCCCGAGCACAUUUCACCUAUCAAAUUGCAGAUUGCAACAGAGAAUACAACGAAACAUUUGGUCAUCUGGAGAGUCCGGGGUGGCCCCAACAUUAUGAUAAUAACCUGGACUGCACCAUUAUUCUCAGAGCCCCGCAGAACCACAGCAUUUCUCUCUUCUUCUAUUGGUUUAACCUGGAAGAUUCAGCACAAUGCACACAUGAUUUCUUGGAGGUAAGAAAUGGCAGCAACAGCAGCUCACCUCUGAUUGACAAGUACUGUGGAUCACUACUGCCAUCGCCCAUCUUCUUUCACAGCAAUGAAGUGUAUCUGCAGUUUCAUACCAAUGACGCAGGCACGUCCUCUGGAUAUGACAUUAUCUGGACCUCCUCUCCAUCUGGCUGUGGAGGGAUUCUUUUGGGUGACCAUGGUACAUUCACCAGCCCUAACUUUCCUGAUGCCUACCCAAACAACACUCAUUGUGAAUGGACCAUCAUUGCUCCUUCUGGAAGGCCUGUUUCUGUGGGAUUUUUCUUUCUCACUAUCGAACCUCCAGGUGGCUGUGCCCACAACUACCUCAUACUCUAUAAUGGUCCAGACGACAGCUCGCCACCCUUUGGACCGCUCUGUGGACUAGAUCCUACGAUAUCCCCCUUCCGAGCUACAUCAAAUCAGAUCUUCAUAAGAUUCCAUGCUGAGUAUGCAACAGAUAUUUCAGGGUUUGACAUAUAUUGGGAAGCCUGAGUCGGGGGAACUGAGGUGUGUUAUCCCAGGAUCCUGGCUCUGCUAUAGCACCAUCAGCCACAACCUUGCCCAGAACUGUGCCUUUCUCAUCCCCAUCCCGGCCUGUGCCAUCAAACAUGGACUGAACUUCUACGGCCUUUACCAGAGACAGUGUAGGACCAAUUUUGUACGUUUGGUAUUCUGAAGACAGCACAUGGCUUGUUCGACUCAGCGGUACACACCAUUCUCACUGGAUGCACCAUUUAACUUUUAAAAAGUCCUUUAGACGGGAGAGUUAACCUGGCAUAUUGAUGUAUAGUUUUAAAAGUCAGUGAUACAAAUAGGUGCAUUCUUUUCACUACAAAAGUAAAAGUGGAGGUAAUAAACAUUACCGAAAACUAUGUGCAGUUCUGUUGUCU